Molecule: messenger RNA, 4263 nt
Organism: Vespula vulgaris
Lineage: Eukaryota; Metazoa; Arthropoda; Insecta; Hymenoptera; Vespidae
Gene: trc
Product: serine/threonine-protein kinase tricornered
Exons: 10
Coding region: 2099-3922 (607 amino acids)
Biological process (GO): peptidyl-serine phosphorylation; intracellular signal transduction
Molecular function (GO): protein serine/threonine kinase activity; ATP binding
Source: RefSeq, a predicted model, not a curated record
CGCUCGGUGGGAGUUGCGAGUCUAUCGCGAGCUUGCCGAGCGUGCGGUUAUGAUCGUCGUCUUCGUCCUCCUCGUUGUCGUCGUCGAGCGGCUACUUCCUUGUCGAGAUACAACAACAGCUUCGUCGUGUCCUCCUCUUCCACGUUUAUUUAAUCGAGAACGAACGAGCUGUUAUCACGGAACGAUUAAUAAAAAUCUGUUCGUUCGUCAAUACUCGUCCUUCGACAUGGGUUAAACGAAGAAGAAUCGUUAUUCGAAAGAGAGAGAAGAGAGGGAGAGGGAAAGAGAAAAUCUAAAGAAUUAUUUCUCAAUUUUCCUCAUUUUAUUUCCUCAUUUUAAUUGACCAUGACAAAGUCAUGUCGAUUACGUACAAAGUGUAUAGAAACUCGUGAAACUCUGUUAUGAGAAAGAGAAAAAAGAAAAAGAGGGGAAAUAAAUAACGCUAGAUCGCCCUUACGAAAUCGUCCCGCGUGAUUUUCUUCAUUUAUUUCUUUCACAAUUUCUUUGAAUUUUAUUUUAUUUUAUUUUGUUUUUUUUUUUUGCUUUUUUAUUUCUUUCGAGCCGACUUACCGUUAAGCCCAGGCAUCAUCGGUCGAAUUCACCGUUAACGUAAUAAGAAGAAAAGUGUAUCGUUAAGAGAAAGAAAGAAAGAAAGAAAGAAAAGAAGAUAUAUAUAUGUGUAUACAUAUAUAUUUAUUAUAUAUAUAUAUGUAUGUGUAUAUGUAAACGAAGUACCUUGAAACUUACCAAAUAAUAAUAGCGAUCGCACUGCUCCGAUCGAUACGUGUGUGCUGGACGAACGAUCUCUUCUCUCUAGUAUAUACCUACAUAUAUAUAUUUUAUAUAUAUACAUACAUACAUACACACAACAUACAUACAUACACGUUAGCACAUUCCUAAGUACAUCAUUCGUACUUACUCGCGUGCAUAAGACAUAGGAGACGGAAAGAAAGAGAGAGAAAGAGAGAGAAAAAGAAAGAGAGAGAGCGAGAGAGAGAGGGAAGAUCGCUAAAAGAGGACGAGGAGAGGAGGGAAUUCGUGGCCGUCGGCCAAAUAACCAGUCCACUUCGAUCGAAAGACACAAGAGAGUGAGAAAGAGAAAGAGAGAAAGAAAGAAAGAAAGAGAGAGAGAGAACACGAAGAAAAGAUCAUCCUCUCGAUCCUCCAUUAUCGGCAAGACUCUACUACGUUUAGAGACUUUUCUCGCUAUAAUUCUAACGUUUGAAGGAGAAAAAGAAAAGAAAAAAAAAAAAAAUCAACAAGUGGAAUUACGAAAGACACCGCGUCUGUUAUCUGUCUUGCUCGUUCGUUCGUUCGUUCGUUUACUACGAAAGGAAAAGCAUAGAUCGAACGAGGAUAUUGAAAAAAGAAAUAAAAUAAAAUAAAAUAAAAUAAAUAAAUAAAAGGAAGAGAUAAACAAAACGCGACGUCUGAAUCAUCGUUUGAAUCAUCGUUAUAUUUCUUUUCUUUUUUUUUUCACAAAGAAGGAAUAGUAGAACGUUUAGAGCGACGAAAUCGUUGUUGUUUACCUUGUUGAGGUUAGAGAUCGGUCUCUUGCGAUCAAACGCGAGUUUUCUGUAGUCGUCUUCGUCGUCGUCGUCGAUCGUCGUCGUCGUCGUCGUCGUCGUCGUCGUCAGCGUCGUCGAUGCUCUGCUUACGUAAGGAACGUUCCAACGCGAUAACUUCGCCAGUGAGCCUCGUCAUACGAUUUCGUUUCUUUCAUUCGUGAAAGAGAAAGAGGAAGAGAGAAAGAGAAACUCGCUGGACGAGUUUCCAGAACGCUCUGUGCAUAUUUAUUUUAUAUUCACGUGUGUGUUUAUACGCGUGGCUGCUUAGUGUGUUUAUGCGCACGUGUAUACGUGUUUGUGUCUGUCCGUCUCUACGUGUAUACAUAUAUUACAUAUAUAUACAUUAAUAUACGUGUGUAUAUUAUAUACAUCGAAGUGAUCCAGAAAGAAGAGGAAGUAGUGCUAAUUAAUUAUUAACGAACAAGCUCUUCGAUCGAAGAAGACGAGGAUAAUUGAAAAAGGACAGAAGAGAGAGAGAGAGAGAGAGAGAGAGAGAAAGAGAAAGAAAGAAAAAAUCAGGAUUCGCUUGAAUGACCUUCCUAUUUUGUGGAUUCGUCUUCGACUCGUCGGACGAGAAGACGAAACAAAUGCCUGUCGCCUCGGAGGAUUGGGUGGCUCACCCUCCUAAAAUCCCUAAUUCUAUCGCUAGUUCAAUCACCACGGUUAAGGGUGCCACUAUACAAAACACCGCCACCAUACAGAGCAACACUACCGCGUGGAUGUCGCCGUAUAGUAGAACACCCGAUCGUUCUUCUCCUAAUAUUAAUAAUAAUAAUAAUAAUAACAACAAUAAUAACAAUCAUAAUAAUCAUAAUAACCAUAACAACAACAACAACAACAACAGUGGCGUUGUUAUAUUGGAGGGAUGCAGACCACCUGCGGCUACCACGGCGAGAAGGUUCCUCAGGUGGUUCAGUAGACUCGGUCAACCACCGAUUGGAAAGUCAGGGGUGUUGGAGAUGGCUGCCACGGAGAGUACUAUUCGAUUUAGCGGGCACACGUUGGAUAAAGCUACCAAGGCCAAGGUAACGUUGGAGAAUUAUUACAGCAACUUAAUAGCCCAACACAUAGAGAGGAAGCAGAGGCUAGCAAAGUUGGAGGAAUCAUUGAAGGAUGAGGGCCUUUCGGAACAACAAAAACAGGAGAAGAGAUUGCAGCACGCCCAGAAGGAAACAGAAUUCCUGCGAUUGAAAAGGUCCAGGCUUGGCGUCGAAGAUUUCGAACCACUCAAGGUCAUCGGUAGAGGAGCCUUCGGCGAGGUGAGACUGGUACAAAAGAAGGACACUGGUCACGUUUACGCUAUGAAAAUACUGAGGAAAGCAGACAUGCUAGAAAAGGAACAAGUUGCUCACGUCAGAGCUGAAAGGGACGUCCUCGUCGAGGCUGAUCAUCAGUGGGUCGUCAAGAUGUAUUACAGUUUUCAAGAUCCCAUUAAUCUUUAUCUAAUAAUGGAAUUUUUACCGGGCGGCGACAUGAUGACGCUUCUUAUGAAGAAGGAUACGCUAUCCGAAGAGUGCACGCAAUUUUAUAUUUCCGAAACGGCGUUAGCCAUCGACUCCAUACACAAAUUAGGUUUUAUUCAUAGAGAUAUUAAGCCAGACAACCUAUUGUUGGAUGCACGGGGCCACAUAAAGCUGUCUGAUUUCGGGCUGUGUACGGGAUUGAAGAAAUCCCACAGGACUGAUUUUUAUCGAGACCUAAGCCAGGCUAAACCUUCCGACUUCAUGACGUCGUGUGGAAGUGGAAGCGGAGGUGCUAUGGAUAGUAAAAGAAGGGCUGAAAGUUGGAAGAGAAAUAGAAGAGCUCUCGCUUAUAGCACAGUUGGAACACCCGAUUACAUCGCUCCCGAAGUAUUUCUACAAACUGGUUACGGGCCAGCUUGCGAUUGUUGGUCUCUAGGAGUCAUCAUGUAUGAAAUGCUUAUAGGAUAUCCACCAUUUUGUAGCGAGAAUCCUCAAGAAACGUAUAGGAAGGUAAUGAAUUGGCGAGAGACGUUGGUCUUUCCACCCGAAGUGCCCAUAAGCGAAGAGGCUAAGGAUACCAUAAUCAGAUUCUGUUGCGAAGCCGAUAGAAGACUAGGAUCUCAAAGGGGUAUCGAAGAACUCAAGUUAGCUCCUUUCUUCCGCGGUGUCGAUUGGGAACACAUAAGAGAGAGACCAGCUGCGAUCCCGGUCGAAGUACGAUCCAUCGACGACACAUCCAACUUCGACGAGUUCCCAGACGUAAAGUUAGAGAUACCGUCAGCACCAAUGCCACAGGACGGUGAGGUGAUCUACAAGGAUUGGGUGUUCAUAAACUACACGUUCAAGCGUUUCGAAGGUCUCACGCAACGGGGAACGCCAACGAAAAAAUAGCAACCCCCGAUACCUUGCUCGAACAUCAGCAGUCAGCAAAGCGACACGAUAGGAGUAGGAGGAGGUGGAGGUGGAGGUGGAGUUCCGGCCUUGGUACAUCAUCCUCAUCAUCAUCCACCGUUGUCCUCGACAACGUCGCGAUCUACAGCAACGGCAACAACAUUAACAACAUCAUCGACAACAAUAACAUCAUCAACAACAACAAUGACAACAACAACAACAACAACAAUAGACGAUUAAAAAUAAUUUCUCUUCGUCUUUCGUCUAAGACGUUCUCUCUCUCUAACUUUCUCGUCCUUAUAAAAAAAAAAAAAAAAAAAAAAAAAAAAAAAAAACACAAA